Molecule: messenger RNA, 2736 nt
Organism: Exophiala spinifera
Lineage: Eukaryota; Fungi; Ascomycota; Eurotiomycetes; Chaetothyriales; Herpotrichiellaceae
Exons: 1
Coding region: 1-2736 (911 amino acids)
Biological process (GO): DNA replication; DNA repair
Cellular component (GO): Slx1-Slx4 complex; nucleus
Molecular function (GO): 5'-flap endonuclease activity
Source: RefSeq, a predicted model, not a curated record
AUGUCGGCCGCCAUCCUCAUCUCAUCCUCCCCGCCGCCUGUCUUUGCCCGAAGUCCCACGCCUGUUGAAGUCUCGUCUCCCCUGCCCUCUCCCAGCUCUUUGUUUCGGGGCCGGAGUUCCAGUUUAUUCAAACCAGCCCAAAAACAAAGAGAUGGCAUCGCAUUUGGUUUCACAAGUGCCCGAUCGCUAUUGACGACAAGAGUGGGAGGGGAAAAUCUACCGUUACGAUCCUCGCCAGGGAAAGACAAAUUCAAGUCCAUAUCACCUCAACCUUCGAAUGUCGAUGUCGCCAGCAGCCCUCGUUUGAAAUUUCUAUCUGAUACCCCUGGCUCGCAGACAAAAGAGAAGAAUUACCAACCUCGAAGUGUGUCAUUUAGGUCUUCGCAAACCGUUUCUGAGGUACCUGAAAAGGUGCACGGAGAUGCGGUCGGUCUGCCAGAAGGAGAGUGCGAUCGGCGCUGGUUUGGGGGUUCAUUAAAGGGAGAUGAAAACAUCUGCAUCAGUUCACUCAAACGGACAAAGGCAACACCGCGGCGAACGGAUUGGACACCAGCAAGGUCAGGGAGCCCUGGUCCCUCAACGGGGUCGCCAAAUUCUCCUCUUCAAGCAAUGUCGCUAGGUCACGCCAUUCAGACGUGCUCGUUCGUCGAUCCAGUUGGAGAUAACCCGGCACGGAAACAAGAGGCACAGGUAGCUAUCAGUGGCCAGCAGUCGAAGAGUGGUUGUGUCGAUCCUGUCACAAUUGGUGGCACGCUGGUCGAGGUUUCGAUCAAGCCUGGCGUCGGAAGGGACUUGCGAAAACCUCCCACAAGGAAGAGGAACAAAUCUCCAGCCAAAAAGCCGCUCACAAUAACUGCAUUGGCUACCUCAAACUAUGGUGAGAAACCACAGGGUCGAAAACUUACCACUAUGCAGGAUUAUGUGAGCGCGACACAGGUCAAUGCAAACGACGAAUCCGAACCUCUCACUGGCCCAUCAGCGAAAAGUAGGUCAAAAGCACCGGGCAAAAAGUCACGGACGACCAAGAAGGCGCCCCCAAAAAGUCGAUUACAGUCCCCAACAUCGGCGCUGAAGGCUGUUGAGUCUCAGGAAGUCGUCUUUGGUUCUGCUAGCCAACUUGUGCGGGAGGAAUCGCCAACUUUGCUCCGGGAGACUCUAGAAGCUAUCAGACAAUCGGAAUCCAUGCUCUCAUCCGAUCCAUUUUCUCCACAGAGAACCCAGCCAAUCUCCAUAGAAGCCACCUCACCUCGAAAUCUGCCAGGAACAAGCAGAUACGUGAAAAGAAGAAAUCUCUGGGGCAUCGCAGGACGUGACGAAGAUAACGCCUUGUUGCAAGUGGAUACGAUCGACUUGAUCGAUUCUCCUGCAGUGCGUGAGGCUCUAGCCGGAAAAGAUGUUCUCGUACAACCCGGUGUACAGUUUCUUGCCAACAAUCGUAGCGCGAAGAAGCAAAACAUCUCUUUUCAGGCGCAGCAGACUCCACUCAACCACAAAAGCACCCUUCUGUUGGAUAUCGAUGAUAUCGUAACACCCAGCUUGCCAGUUGGUGGGAUGGCCAUUCUUCCACCUCAGAAAAGGACCAUUCACACUUCGCCUCCUUCCCAGCAACCUCGCAAGAGCACACAAUCUGUUGGGGAGAACAACGAGAAGGCGGCAACUUCGAAAAAGCCCAGCCCUGCGAAAGCCAAGCAAGCCCCCGUUAAACCGUCCUACGCUGGCUUUUCAACUGGUGAUCUACAGAAGCAGAUAUCGGCGUUCGGAUUCAAGGCUGUCAAGAGCCGUGACAAGAUGAUUGAGCUGCUGGACAGGUGUUGGGAAGACAAGCACGGCCCCGCGCCAAACGACUCUAUCGACCAAGAUUCCGUGGAAACCUUGACCCACGGCGACUUUCUCAGUAAAGUCCACGAUAUCACCGCUCGACCUGUGCCCAAGGCGAAGAAACCCCGCAAGCGAAAAUCUGAGGGGACGGAGCUCAAGACACCUAAAGAGCCAAAGCGGAGGAAGAAAGCCGAGCCAAAACAGAAAGACGCUGAAGAGAAGCCCAAGAAGCCAAAAUUGGUACGAAAGCCGGCCGCUAAACUAGCUCUUUCAAAAGAGUUUGUCGUAGAUGUUGACGACAUUGACGAUUCCAAUAUUGAAACCAACGUAGCCUCCAAGGCCUCGGUCUCGGUCUCUGAAUCUGUUUCUAAAACGAAAACAGCUCUAAAGAAAAGGACCUCCAAAGGAAAUGAGGCGGCAAAGAUCCAAGAAGCAGCUCUUUCACCACUCCCGGCGACGACGAGACACUCCUCACCUCCAUUGCCAGAAAGCCACUCCUCAAUACCAGUUGGAACGACUACCGCCAUUGACAAAGAAGCUUCUCAGGGCCUCACUGGUGAUGAUACUAAGCUCGACGUCGAUGCAAUCCAACCUCUGCAUACGCCGCCGUUGCCUGAUAUCAAGGACCAAAUCGGAGUCGCGAUCACUUUUGAGAGUAGGCUCUAUUCUUCGCUCGGUGCCGGUGCCGGUGCGAGGAACCAUGCGAAGCAUCCGACCUGGCGGGAGAAGAUGCUCAUGUUCGACCCCAUUGUUCUUGAAGACCUGACACGGUGGUUGAAUACGGAGGGUUUCCGGUCCAUUGGCGAAGAUCGAGAAAUCAAUCCGCUCGAAGUCCGGACCUGGUGUGAGGAGAAUGGCGUUUGUAAUUUGUGGAAAGGAGGCUGGAGAGGAAGACGAAAGGGAGGGGGUGACGAUUAA